Messenger RNA from Vigna umbellata (rice bean), 321 nucleotides. The record is from RefSeq and is a predicted model, not a curated record. NCBI's taxonomy places the organism in Eukaryota, Viridiplantae, Streptophyta, Magnoliopsida, Fabales, Fabaceae.
AUGGGUUCGAGAGGAGCCACUGUGGUGCUAUCGAGAGCAAACAGGAUAAGAACGAAGCUUCAGUCUGCGCUGGAAGCCACCGUUUUAGAGGUGGACGACGUGUCGCACCAGCACGCGGGUCAUGCUGCCGUGAGGGGAAGUUCCGACAAGGAGACCCACUUCAACGUGAAGAUCGUUUCGUCCAAGUUCGAGGGUCAGAGCCUCGUGAAACGACACCGUCUCGUCUAUGACCUCCUCGCCGAAGAGCUUGAGUCCGGCCUGCACACCCCCUCCAUUGUCGUCUAUGACGCGUUGCAGAAGCUUGAAACUUUUCAGAUGUGA